AAAAAAAAAAAAAAAAAACACAAAAAAUCCUUCAAUUCUAUGGAUACUGCUCAAUGGCCUCAGGAGAUUGUGUUGAAACCCAAUGAAGAAAUUGUGGGAAACACUUGCCCAAAACCAAGUGGUGUAUCUGUUGUUGAGAGGAAAAUUAGAGCACAAAAGGAACAAGCUUUGAAUUGUCCGAGGUGCAAUUCCAGCAAUACUAAGUUUUGUUAUUACAAUAACUAUAGCCUCACACAACCAAGAUACUUUUGCAAAACAUGUCGAAGGUAUUGGACUGAAGGUGGUUCCUUAAGAAACAUUCCUGUCGGAGGUGGCUCAAGGAAGAACAAAAGGCCUUCUUCUUCUUCUUCUACUACUACUACUACUUCUUCUAAUUCUUCUUCUUCUUCUACUUUAUCCACAUCUCCCACUUGUUCUAAUCUUCCUCCAAAGAACCCUCUUCAUCUCCCUCAAACCCCCAAAACCACUCCUUCCCAAGAUCUCAAUUUGUCCUUUCCAUCGUCCAAUCAGCUUUCGGCCAUGGAGCUUCUCACCGGGAUGGCGACCAACUCUAAGGCUUUAAAUUGUUUCAUUCCAAUGCCUUCUAUUGUCCCUGAUCCUGCCUCCGUUUACGCAUCGGGGUUUCCUCAUCUCCAUGAUCAAUUCAAGCCGAGCCUCGGAUUCUCUCUCGAUGGAUAUGGCGUUGUCCCGGGCGAGGCUAGCAAUGGCGGGGGAGGGAGGGUUAUGCAGCUGCCAUUUGAGGAUUUGAAGCAAGGGGCUAAUGGAGUUGAGGAAGGGAAAGAGCAUGGAGAUUCAAGUGGGUAUUGGAGUGGGAUGUUGGGUGGAGGAUCAUGGUAAAUUCUGGGGCUAAUUACUCUUAUAGUUCACAUUUUGGAUCUUUAUAUCUUUUCUAUUCUUGUCUACAAAUUGGUUUUCUCUCUCAAUUCCAGUCUUCUUUUUUUUAUUAAACCUUCUUUUUAUCUUGUUCAACGACAGGAUUGACGUACAAAAACAAUUUAGAAACGAGAACAAGAAUUUUAGUACAACAUAUAAACUGUCAUUUUCUUGUCGA
This is a messenger RNA of Cucurbita pepo subsp. pepo (vegetable marrow), 1051 nucleotides long. Its product is annotated as dof zinc finger protein DOF4.6-like. The record is from RefSeq and is a predicted model, not a curated record. NCBI's taxonomy places the organism in Eukaryota, Viridiplantae, Streptophyta, Magnoliopsida, Cucurbitales, Cucurbitaceae. Gene Ontology annotation, biological process: regulation of DNA-templated transcription. Gene Ontology annotation, molecular function: DNA-binding transcription factor activity; DNA binding.